UUCAUAUCUUCAUGACAACAGAUGUUUAAUCGCACGCAAAUACCGAUAGUUGAUUUUAGCCUGAGAUUUAACAGAAAUUUACUUUUUGAAGUAAUAUAGAAUUCAGCCAAUUAUGAAGAUACUUUGCCUUUUGCUGUCCAUUUUCUAUUUGAGUCCAACAAUUGUCGACUCCAGCAAAAGUGGUUACAAACAAGCCAUCUUGAGCUGCAAUGAUUACAUAGACUCAAUGAUCCAGGAAGUUCUGGAAGAAAAUGGCGACUAUUUCGACCCUCAUCCAAUCAACGAGAGUCUUUUAACAUUUCACAAGAAAGUUGUGUUCAUUGACUUCAAAGGAGAGGCCAAGCUAACAGAAGGAUACAUAAGCGGUCUACGAAACCUCCAUCGUGUGUCCUCCUGUUCUCUGUCUUUCGAACAAGGGAGGUUAAAAGUGAGCGCCAAAUUGGAAAUCGAAAAGAUGUUUUUCAAUUUCACAGGCUCCGUGAAGGCUAUAAACAUCAACAAAGCCGUAUCUGUGAAAGGAGACACUUCAAAGGUGCUUGUCAGUACAACGAUUUCUUUGGAUGCCGAAGGCAAAGAAUCUGUGUUAGAGAGCUUAAACGUUGAUUAUAUUAGUAACAUAACAGUUGGGGUCGAGGGAAUGAAAUUUUUGGGAUGGAUGGAAGAGACAACGAAGGUCAGUAUUGGUCAGUUUUUCAAAGCGUUGACGGAAAAACUGGUUGAAGUUCAGAUGAGGAGGCUUGCGGAGGAAAGAAUGAAAGAAAAGCCAUUUUCCCUGGAGAAGUUCGAUUUAGACACCGGGGGACUUGAAAUAACAACGACAGAAGAUGAAACAUUAAUAGGUGAACCUGUUUACACCAAAGAAGACUCAAACAGUUACAUCGACAGCGUUCUUGAAACAAGAUUCCUCUUCGAAUCAGACUACAGCAAUUUGGAUCCAUACUUUCUUCCGGACGAUCGCAUAGACAACGUGUACAUUUCGAACGAAAAAGACAACUACGUAGAACUCAAAAAUGGCUUUUUGGAACACUUAGGCGAACUCAAACGCAUUCAGGACUGCUCUCAACCUAUUUUGAGGUCAACAAAUGUAACUUUCACCUGCUUUCUUGGCUUUCAGCAACAGUUGAAGUUCUUGUCUCCGACUGAAUCUCAUAACGGAAAUACAGUAUCUAAUUUUGACUUACUUGCUCUAGUAGAUGCUACAAGGCUUAGUGCCAAAAUCACGACUACGGUUAAGGAUAACAUACCAAGUAUGCUGGAUUUGAAUGUGAAUAACUUGGGAAGAGUUACGGUAAAGGCGGCAUAUGUUGUAACAGAUGGUCCAUCCAUGCAAGCUGAAGGCACAUUCAAUAAAAAUAAACUUAUAAAACACUUUUCUGAGAAAGUUAGAAAAAUUCUUCUUGGAAAGUUAAAAGAUGUUUUAGGUUAUAGUAUUUACAAAACACCAAUUCAUUUUGUUGAAUGAAAUUUCGCAAUUGGUAUAAUUUGCUGAUUAAUGUGCCCCUUUUUACUUUUAUAGAUGUAAUAUAAUAUACUAAGUGACUUGACUUAACUAAGCAUUUCUUAUGCAGAAAUGAUACAAAAUAACUGCUGCUCGAAUGUGUUUCUUAUUAAAGUGACACAUUUUUAACGAAAU
This is a messenger RNA of Parasteatoda tepidariorum (common house spider), 1633 nucleotides long. The record is from RefSeq and is a predicted model, not a curated record. Lineage: Eukaryota; Metazoa; Arthropoda; Arachnida; Araneae; Theridiidae.